GAGCUGAGUGGUCCAGGGCGAUGCAAGCCACCUUCUCUUUCCCGAGCUGUGUUGCUGUGGGAAAACAGUAGUCACUGUAUUAAGGGUUAGGGAUCUGCCGCAGGAUCGACAUAGAGGACCAGCCGACUCCCCCAGCUGUCGCUGCUGGGUUGGGUCCCCUCACUUUGGUGCUCGCUUUUCCACACUCCGGGUCGCAAAGCCCGCCCACUGCACUCGCUGACUCCCCACUUCCGCUCUCGACUCCCGCGGAACAAAAUGGCUGAGGAGUCGGAGACUGUGCUGCAGCUCCCUCCCUCAGGCGCAGCUGACAGCGAAGGAGCUGCGGACGUCUCCCCAGGAACAGCCACUCCGGAGCCUCCUUCUUCCGCUGCAGUCUCCCCGGGUACAGAGGAACCUGCCGGCGACACCAAGAAAAAAAUUGACAUCCUGCUAAAGGCUGUGGGAGACACCCCUAUAAUGAAAACAAAGAAGUGGGCUGUAGAGCGAACCCGAACCAUCCAAGGACUCAUUGACUUCAUCAAAAAGUUCCUUAAACUUGUGGCUUCAGAACAGUUGUGUUUUGGCAGUGAUGGUAAACUGGUCCUACAUUACUGCAAAUCUCAGGCAUGGGGAUGAACUACAGAAAAGAUCUUGAUAACUAAAAUGAAUCUUCAGAAAGGAAACAGCUCUGAAAAGUUUGACACUUUUGGCAAGAGACUUGUGAAUAUGAUCUACUCAGCAUGUUAUCUGCUAUGACCCAUGUUUAUGCAUGUUAUCCAUGGAGUAGAUAGACUCACAAGAAUGUAAUUUGUAUUACAGAAAUCAUGAUAAAAAGAUUGACAUGAGAGUAUACCCAGUACAACUAUUGCUCCAUAUAUGCCUCCAAGAUAUUGAUAAGGAGACUAAGAUUGUAAAAGCCUCUUUGUCACCAGUUCUUAAAAUUGUUUACUUGUAGAAUUAACACUCUGCUGAUAGUUUUUCCACUGUAAAAGUCAGUUUUGUUUACUGAAGGAUUCUUUUUGUGCUUACUCUGGAAAGUUCAGUUUGUUCAAUGUAUGGGAUAUGCCUGUUCUCAUUUAUAUUUAUACCUAUACAGUAUUAUGAAACACAAUCUCAUUGUCCUGCUGGUUUUAUACCUUACACAGUCCAGUAGAGGGCAGCCUAGCUGGCAGAAAGAAGCAGUUUGGUUUUACAUCUAUGCCAAAUGAUAUUGGAGGGAAAAAAACUGUUCCUGCUCAUUUCUAGCAAACAUCUACCCAAGACAACAUAUAUAUUGACACACUGAAAGACUGUUUUAAAAGAAUAUGCAUUGUUUAUAUUUAAUUAUUUUGUUGGGAAACAGAAAUUUUACGAAUUUUGGACAAAUUUCACUCCAAUCAUUUGAUGACUCUUGAAUCCCAAUGGUUAUAGCUGUGGUGAUAUUCUGUCUCUUAUUUUUAGUGUCAAAAGUGCUCAAAUGAAGGUGACAACAUUCUUGAACUUUUUAUAAUGCAUUUUUUCAACUUGAAAAUGCUUAAAGAAUGACUGGAAAAAAACUAGUUCCUAUGUGUAUUUCAUGGAGUAACUAGAAAGUACCUUUUUUCUGAUGCUAUUAGAUUGGUAAUUGCUUGAAGUAAGAUUUAACAUUUUUCUCCAUUCUAUACUAUAUUCGUAAUGCAGUAUUUUAAAAGUAUCAUUUCACUGAUGUAUGGAGUCUGAAAAAAUGAACAAAAACCAGACUUAUAGAUACAGAAUAACUGAUAGUUGCCACAGGGUGGGGCAGUAGGGCUGUGGCCAAAAAUGGUGAAGGGGAUUGAGGUACGAACUUAGAGAUUAGUCACCGGGGUGUACAGUACAGCACAGGGAAUGCAGUCAACAAUGUCACAAUAAUUUUGUAUGGCGACACGUGGAUAGUGGACUUCUGUGAUCACUUUUGUAGGGUGUAUAAGUAUGAAAACUCACUACAUGAUACACCAGAAACUAAUAUAAUAUUGUAAGUCAACUAUAAUUAAAAAGAGCUUUACAUUCCAAAAUAAAAAUUAGAUGUGAAGCAAAAAAAAAAAAAGUAUUUCAAUAAAUUGAAUGGAAUAUCCAAACAGGUCUAAAGUGUGUGCAAGAAUUCUAAGUGUUUAUUUUCAGAGGUAAUGGGCAUGGUAUGGUUUUGUGAAAGGACUUUGAACUACACUUAUGACCCUUAAAUCCUAGAAUGUACUUUAUGGUUAAUGAUCUGCCAUACAUUAGCAUUAAAGGAUACUAAGGAUACUAAAGGAACAAUUGAGUUUACGGUGAUCAAAUCACUGCUCAGUUCUCAUUUUCUGUCCUUGAGUGAAUGAAUGAAGUCCCCCUACACCAAUGUUUCUGUGUAAUAACUUAAUAUAGCUAGUAGUUAGCAGUGGAAUAAUACAAGUUAAAUUGUGCAAAUUUAUCUUGUAAAACUGGGUCGGAAAUUUAUAUAUAUGUUGAAAACCGGAAUGUGUAUUUUCAAGUCACGUAUGUUGGAUGUAGAAAAGAGCUGUUCUCUAGCUUCAUCCACUUACAGUUUAUUGAAGGAUAUAAAUAUAUUUAUAUGCAUAUAUAGUUAAUGAAUAGCAAAAAUUAUUUACCUUAUAUUUAUUACUAAGGUUUCAGGUGUGUGGAAUGUUUACUACCUCAAUAAGCAAAACUCCAUUUUGAAUUUGUGACAUCAAUUGUUCAUUUUUAAUCUAAAGGACUUAGUAAUUGAUUAAAUCUAAGGUUAGUUAAAUAUG
Molecule: messenger RNA, 2705 nt
Organism: Artibeus jamaicensis (Jamaican fruit-eating bat)
Lineage: Eukaryota; Metazoa; Chordata; Mammalia; Chiroptera; Phyllostomidae
Gene: ATG12
Product: autophagy related 12
Exons: 3
Coding region: 256-615 (119 amino acids)
Biological process (GO): autophagy of mitochondrion; C-terminal protein lipidation; nucleophagy
Cellular component (GO): Atg12-Atg5-Atg16 complex; cytoplasm; phagophore assembly site membrane
Source: RefSeq, a predicted model, not a curated record